AUGGGCUUGGUGAUGGUUGGCAGUUUGAACUCUGCAGCAUUCCAAGACAUGGUGCAAUAUACUUGUGACACCCAACACGAUAAGAUUCAACGUGGACUACGUACAGGAAUCUCCUUGUUGGCCUAUGUAUCUCACCUUACCAGACGAAAUGGUGAUUUCACUUCUGGAAUUACAAACGAAUGCGGACGACAAGAUGAGGCCGAAUCUUACAUAGCCCAAUUGAUUGAUGUCAAGAGCAAUGCAAUGUUACGGUCCACAGGAAUAGCGAUGAUGUCAAUGGCCUACGUUGGAAGUGGACGUGCAAAUGUUGUUUCAAGACUUUUGGAAAAGGUAGUAGAGCUUCGCAGGCAAAUUUGUGCCAAUCUUCUAAAAAUCGGGUUUUAA
This is a messenger RNA of Cooperia oncophora, 384 nucleotides long. Lineage: Eukaryota; Metazoa; Nematoda; Chromadorea; Rhabditida; Trichostrongylidae. The record is from the annotation of a GenBank genome assembly.